CCCCAAGGGUUUGAGGUCUUGGCUUCUGCUUCCCAUUACUGGCCGCUGGAAACUGUGGACGGGAUCCACGAACUUCAAGACACGACUGGAGACAUCAUGGAAGGAAAAGUCAGCAAGGGUGUUUACCUCAGAGAGGAGAAGGGAGUGACCCUUCUCUACUACGGCCAGUACAACACAUCCUGCAUCAGCAACCCGGCAAAGUGCGACCCCGACGGGGUCACGUUUUCUUUUUUCUGGAAGACGCACGGAGAGCAGUCCAGACCGAUCCCUUCUGCAUACGGGGGACAGGUCAUUUCUGAAGGGUUCAAGGUCUGCUCCAGUGGCGGCAAGGGCUCCGUGGAGCUGUACACGCGGGAGAACGCCAAGACGUGGGAGGCCACCUUCAGCCCGCCAGGUCCCUACUGGACUCACGUCUUGUUUACAUGGAAAUCCAAGGAGGGUCUGAAAGUCUAUGUCAAUGGGACCCUGAGCACCUCUGACCCAAGCGGCAAAGUGUCUCAUGCCUACGGGGAGCCCAGCGUCAACCUCGUGAUCGGGUCUGAGCAGGACCAGACCAAGCGUUAUGAGGUCGGAGCUUUCGAUGAGUUCAUCAUCUGGGAACGGGCCCUGACCCCGGACGAGAUCGCGAUGUACUUCACAGCUGCCGUUGGAAAGCAUGCUUUGUUGUCUUCGACGCCACCGAGCUUCUUCAUGACACCCCCAGCCAACACCGUGCUGCCCACCGACGCCUACCAUCCUAUCAUAACCAACUUGACGGAGAAGAGAAAAAGCCUCCAGAGUCCAGGAACGGUACUGAGUUACCUGCGAAACGUGUCCCUCAACUUACCCAGUAAGCCCCUCUCCCAGGAAACAGCGCUGAACCUCACCAAGGCUUUCUUAAAAACCAUGGGAGAGGUUCUUCAACUGCCCAGUUGGAUUGAUGUGUCAGAGGACAACGCCGUCGUGCUGGGCUUGAUAGAGACCGUCGAUACCGUCAUGGGCCACAUCUCUUCCAACGUGCAAGCCAGCGACCCCCAGGUCACCAUCAUCGGCUCUUCCUCCAUGGCAGAGUUCUCUGUGGCCAAACUCCUACCCGAGGCCAUAAAUUCCUCCCACUACCGCUUCCCGGCUCAGGGGCAGAGCUACAUCGAGGUUCCCCACGAGGCUUUCCGCAGCCAAGCCUGGACCACCAUCGUGGGCCUUCUCUACCACACGAUGCACAAUUACCUGGACAACAUCUGGCCAGCCAAGACCAAGAUUGCUGAGGCAGCAAAUUACAAAACCUACCCGCUGUCUGCAGCCAGCUACCUGAUUUCCCUGGAGGUGUCCCCACCGCCGACGCUGUCCCAGAACUUGUCAGGAUCUCCUCUCGUCACGGUCCAGCUCAGGCACAGACUGUCCCGCCGGCAGCGCAGCGAGGCCACCAACAGCAGCAACCAGGUCUUCCUGUAUUGUGCCUUCCUGGACUUCAGCUCCGGAGAAGGGGUCUGGUCCAACCAGGGCUGCGUGCUCGCGGAAGGGAACCUCAGCUACUCCGUCUGCCGCUGCACUCACCUCACCAACUUCGCCAUCCUGAUGCAGGUGGUCCCGCUGGAGCUCACACAAGGACAGCAGGUGGCGCUCUCGUCCAUCUCUUACAUCGGCUGCUCCCUGUCCGUGGUCUGCCUGGUGCUCACGCUGGUCACCUUCGCCAUGCUCUCCUCGGUCAGCACCAUCCGGAACCAGCGCUACCAUAUCCAUGCCAACCUGUCCUUUGCUGUCCUCGUGGCCCAGAUCCUUCUGCUCAUCAGCUUCAGCUUCAAGCCUGGCACAGUCCCCUGCCAGGUGCUGGCCGUGCUCCUGCACUACUUCUUCCUGAGUGCCUUUGCCUGGAUGCUGGUGGAAGGGUUGCAUCUCUACAGCAUGGUGAUCAAGGUCUUUGGCUCAGAGGACAGCAAGCAUCUCUACUACUAUGGGAUAGGAUGGGGUUUUCCUCUCGUCAUUUGCAUCAUUUCCAUAUCGUUUGCCAUGAACAGUUAUGGAACAAAUAACAACUGCUGGCUCUCCAUCACGAGCGGCGCCGUCUGGGCCUUCGUGGCCCCUGCCCUGUCCAUCAUUGUGGUGAACGUCGGCAUCCUCGUGGCCGUGACCAGGGUCAUUUCACAGAUCAGCGCUGACAACUACAAGAUCCAUGGGGACCCUAGUGCCUUCAAGUUGACGGCGAAAGCUGUGGCCGUGCUGCUGCCCAUCCUGGGAACCUCGUGGGUCUUCGGCGUGCUCGCUGUCAACAGCCAGGCCGUGGUCUUCCAGUACAUGUUUGCCGUUCUCAACUCCCUGCAGGGGUUUUUCAUCUUCCUUUUCCAUUGUCUCCUGAAUUCAGAGGUGAGGGCCGCCUUCAAGCACAAAACCAAGGUCUGGACCCUGACGAGUAGCUCCAACCGCAACACUAACGCGAAGCCCUUCAGCUCUGACAUCAUGAACGGGACCCGGCCGGGCACAGUGUCCACCAGGCUCAGCCCCUGGGACAAGAGCAGCCAAUCUGCACACCGUGUGGACCUGUCUACCGUGUGAGCAGGGAGGCUGCAGCCGCCGUCCUGCUGCUCAGAUCACAACCGCAGACGAACCACGAGAAGCCCUCUGCCUUCACCACGAGACCCUCUCCUCGCUGCUGUCUGGAUGUGGGGGUCGUGGCCCCCGGGACAGGCUUCCUUGCCUCCCACCCGCCCCGUGUGACAGAGCCCACCGCCGGUCCCGCAGCCCUCCCGGCUCUGGUCCUCCUGUGGCCGAGCGACUGUCCCCCGGGGCACCUGCCGUGGGCGCACAGGCCCCAGGGCCUGCCGCACCAGGAGGGCGGGUUAGCCUGGGAGCCACGAUGGGGCCUCGGGACCAAAGGGGAGGGUCCCGCGGGGAGGCGGAAGCCCCCAGAGGGUCAGGCAGAGGCGGACGGGCCGUGUGGGCAGCGUGGGAAAUGUCCUCGGCCUGCUGAAUCAGCCGCAACAAGCUCCGAGGAGCCAGCGCCAGCUGAGGGGGGCCCCUCACGCUCCGGCCGUGCCACCCCUGCCAGGCCUCUGCGGGGC
Lynx canadensis (Canada lynx) is the source of this 3035-nucleotide messenger RNA. It is a transcript of the gene ADGRD1, whose product is annotated as adhesion G protein-coupled receptor D1. Gene Ontology annotation, cellular component: membrane. Gene Ontology annotation, molecular function: G protein-coupled receptor activity. Lineage: Eukaryota; Metazoa; Chordata; Mammalia; Carnivora; Felidae. The record is from RefSeq and is a predicted model, not a curated record. The annotation marks the transcript as partial. The transcript has 23 exons. Gene Ontology annotation, biological process: cell surface receptor signaling pathway; adenylate cyclase-activating G protein-coupled receptor signaling pathway.